Messenger RNA from Heterostelium album PN500, 1971 nucleotides. RefSeq names its product putative arginine deiminase. NCBI's taxonomy places the organism in Eukaryota, Evosea, Eumycetozoa, Acytosteliales, Acytosteliaceae. Bases 1 to 1971 code for a protein of 656 amino acids. The record is from RefSeq and is a predicted model, not a curated record. The transcript has 5 exons.
AUGAAUAGUAAUAACCAUUUCUUUAGUAGUAAUAAUAAUAACUUGGCUAAAUCAGCUGAGAUACCUGUUUCUGAUUAUUCAUUCAAUCAGAUUCACGAAAAUGAUGAAGCAAACAUUGUCAUUUUAAAUGAACCUUCACUUGCACAAUGGAUGGGAUCUAUUCAUCCAAAUGGUUCGCUAUACGAAGAACCACUCGAUCUUUCAAAGGCACAAGAGGAACACAGAAAAUUCAGAAAGUUGCUCGAAGACGAAGGAUGUACUGUUAAGACUGUUAGAGAGAUUCUUACUUCUGAAACAGGUGACAUUGCAAAAAGAGUAAGAUUAGAAGAGUUUGCUUUCAAAUGUAUCAAAUACGAGUUGGAUACCAAUCAAAAGAAAGAGGAAUUGGGUGCAAAAGAUCAAUUGUUACUCUCUGACGACUACAAACGUAAAUGUAUUGACUCUAUGAGUGUUGAGCAAUUGGUAGAGGUAAUCCUUACAAGACCAACCAUUAAAUUAAGAAAAUCCGAAAGAGAUACAGAGCUAUUGGCAACUGAAUAUUCAUUCCAUCCAUUGGUAAAUUUAGUUUUCCAAAGAGAUCAACAAAUUACUACGGCAAAGGGAAUUGUUAUGGCGAGUUUGAGUUCACCUAUUCGUGCACCAGAGGUAGAGUUGAUGCGUUUGUGCUUUGAUAUUCUGGGAUUGCCGGUGGUCGGUGAGAUUCCAGCGCCUGGAAAGUUGGAGGGUGGUGAUUUCUAUCCAUCGGGAUCGGAUCUUUGUUUUAUUGGUGUUGGAUUGCGUUCGAAUUUCGCAGCGGUCGACUAUCUCAUGCGAAACGACUUGUUUGGAACGAACCGUGUCGCCGUCGUCAAAGACUACUUUGAUUUGCAUCAGCAGCGUAUGCAUUUGGAUACCGUUUGCAACAUUAUCAAUGAGCGAACCAUGUUGAUUCUCGAAGAUAUCUGUGGAGAGGAGUCACCGAUUCGUCGUUUGGUCGACGAGUAUCGUCGCGAUCCCGCAACCGGUCGCUACGAGUUGGUGCGUCACGACAUUGAGUUCUCAAAAAUCGGUAGUGAGUUGGUGAAUGCGUCGGUUAUCCGUGAGACAAGAACCAAAGUGUUGCACGACUACUCUGCAUUGCACCGUGAGCUGAGGAAGCACAAUGUCGAUGUACAUCUGUUCUGUCACGAACCACAUCACAACACCGAUCAAGCUGUGUUUGUAUCGGAGUGGUUCUCUACUCACUCGGCUGAGGAGGUCGGCGAGAAGACACUCGUACUCUACCCAAUGGCGGAUCCAUCGCGUCGUGACGAGAGAAGAACCGAUAUUCUCUCGAAUGGAUUCUCUGGAUACACAAGAGUGGUCGAUUUCACAGGAAUGGAGAACGGUGCUUCCACUUAUCGACUUACCACCAUUGCCGAGUUGGUAGGUGAUUCCAACAAUGACACGCAGCUGAAGUCGCCAACCUUGGGAUUGUCAAUCAGUCAAGCCGCUAGAGAAGGACAGUACUUGGAUUUCGCAGGAUUGGUAUUGGAUCGUGUCAACAAGGUUGUCUAUUGCGCCGUCGAUGAGGAGCGCUAUCAUAGCAACGUCAUUGAGCAGUGGGCAAAGGUGAUGAAAUACACACUCGUCAAGGUCAAGUCACAAGGUUACUCUGCGAGUAUGUUCCUUUUCAUUGGAUCGUCGAUUGUCUUGUUUUGUCGUGAUGCGCUAUCUGCCGAAGAUGCUGCACUCGUCGAGAAACAACUCGGUAACAGCAGACCGAUUCUCUAUCUCACCAAACAACAAAUGGAAAACAGUUGUUCCAAGGUAAUUGAGAUCGGUGGAUGCGACAAACCCGCACUUAUCAUCAGUCAAGCAUGCUUCAAUCAACUCGAUACCAAACAGAUCGAGCUAUUGAACAACACCUAUGAAAUCAAUCAAAUCGAUAUGUCAUCGAUUGAAUCUCUAGGUGGUACAGGUAUUCAUGGUAUGGUUGGUGGUUUAUUCUAA